AUGGACAUGAUCAGUCAAUGUUCAGAGGAUUUGAUCUUUAGAAUACUGUCGCUUGUUACGACAAAAGACGUCCUGGCCAUGAGCUGUGUGUCGAGGAGAUGGCGGUCUCUUUGGAAUCUAGUGUCAAGACUUGAUUUUGAUGACAGCAAUCAUGAGAAUGACUAUAAGCGCUUUACGCAGUUUGUUUACGAGACUUUGCGGUUGAACAAGGCCCCUUUUCUAGAGAAGUUGCAUCUCAGCCUUGGUCCUAAGUGUGACGCCGUAGAUGUUGGGAUAUGGAUUGACACUGCGGUUUCUCACCGCCUGCGCGACCUCAUUGUCCAAGUCAGGCCGGGGUCAGGUUCGGUCAGUUUGCCGGGUAGCCUAUUCACAUGUGAAACUCUAGAGACCCUGGUGCUUGCACGUUGCCGUGUUUCGGAUGUUCCUUGUUUUCUCCCGUCCCUGUGGAAGAUGAGCCUUAGGGAUGUGGUUUACGCAUCUCUUCCUAAGCUUUUAUCCGGUUGUCCUAAUCUCGAAGUACUUAAAUUGGUGGUGGAAAGAGAAGAAGAAGAAGAAGAAGACCAGGGAGAGGUCGACGACAUCACUGUGGCGGUGCCUUGUUUAUGGUUACUGGAGUUUUGCGACGUAAGAAACGGAAGUAAGGGUGGCGUGCAUGUGAUAGAAGCUCCUCUACUCGAGUGCCUUAAAAUUGUCGACGACGUUGUUUACGACUCCCGUAGAAUCGAGAAUAUGCCUAAUUUGAUGGCCGCACAUGUUGACAUCACUCAAGGAGUUACCCACAGGUUUCUGAGAGCUCUUGCUUCUGCCACCCGCCUUUACCUUUGUGUAUCACUACUUUCUGAGGUUCCUAGUAUGAGCAUCCACUUCUAUCGGCUUGUUCAUCUCGAGCUAAAUACAUGUGCGCAAGGUUGGUGGGAGCUUCUCUCACAGAUGCUCCAAAGUUCCCCAAAGCUAGCAUCUCUCAAACUCACGGAUGAACAUGAGCUUGAAUUUCCUAGUGAAGAAACCCCGGAUUGCUGGAAGCGGCCGAGUUCUGUUCCCAAAAAUCUUGAAACUUUUGCGUGGAGCGGUUACAAAGGAAGACAAGGAGAUAUAGAGAUGGCUACGUAUGUCAUCAAUAAUGCUACUCGUUUGAAGACAGCCACUUUCUCUCCUCAAUGCAUCGAUUUUGAAGCCAAAGAUAGGAUGCUCAAGGACUUGGUGUCUGUAUCUAGGCUUUCACUUUCGUGUCGGCUUCUCUUUGACUGA
Molecule: messenger RNA, 1248 nt
Organism: Capsella rubella
Lineage: Eukaryota; Viridiplantae; Streptophyta; Magnoliopsida; Brassicales; Brassicaceae
Product: F-box/FBD/LRR-repeat protein At4g26340
Exons: 1
Coding region: 1-1248 (415 amino acids)
Molecular function (GO): protein binding
Source: RefSeq, a predicted model, not a curated record